Prunus armeniaca (apricot) is the source of this 297-nucleotide messenger RNA. NCBI's taxonomy places the organism in Eukaryota, Viridiplantae, Streptophyta, Magnoliopsida, Rosales, Rosaceae. The record is from the annotation of a GenBank genome assembly.
AUGGCCAUAAUAAGUUGUUUGCAGGUGCAGCCCGACAAGGAGAUGACAGUGGAUGAGUUCAAAGCGUGGCUUCGCCUGUUUGACAGCGAUCACAACGGGAAAAUUAGCCGCGAAGAGCUGAAAGAAGCUCUCCACAGCCUGAAGGUUUGGUUUGGAUGGUGGAGGGCUCGUCAAGGAAUGAAGCAAGCAGAUUGCAAUAAGAGUGGCCAAAUAGACAACCCCAAAGAGUUUGAAAAGCUGGUGACCUAUGCACAGCAGCGUUUGGGCAUGAAGAUUCUUGAAAAUAAUUGUUGGUGA